AAGCGAUGGUAACCAAGCAAAAUGGCACAGUGCCGCGUAUUCCGUCUUCUGGGCCGACCGAGUCACAGUCCGACGUCGCAUGGGUUGCUCGCCGUAUUUCGCCGUUACUGGGACACAUCCGUUACUCCCGCUCGACAUCUCCGAGGCCACGUACCUGCUUCCUCCACCCAAAUCCGUCCUUUCCACCACAGAUCUCAUCGCCCGCCGUGCAAUCGCCCUUCAAAAGCGUCGUUCCCA
Messenger RNA from Mycena citricolor, 237 nucleotides. The record is from the annotation of a GenBank genome assembly. NCBI's taxonomy places the organism in Eukaryota, Fungi, Basidiomycota, Agaricomycetes, Agaricales, Mycenaceae.